UGCCUCCAUCUCCCUCAGGCAGGCGGCCCUCCUCCUCCUCCUCCGGUGUGUUUUAUUACUAGGGCGGGGUGUCCUCCUUUUCCCGGGCACGUCCUCCAUUUCUUCUAGCAGCAGCAGCAGCAGUAUCAGAGAGUCGUAUAGUGCAGUUAUUUUCAUCAGCCAGUCAGCAACCAGGACUAAGGAAUUGAAGGUGUUAGCCAUAGGCCUGCAUUUCCUGUUCCUGGUCCUAGUUCAGAUGCUAGGGAGGGCUGCCUGAAGCCAGGGAAAUUUGAUGUCCAUUUGCAAUUCAAAGAAGAUCUUUCCUUGGAGUCCAGCAUGCCUGCUUUGCCUCCACACCAACUGAAGUUUUCCUGAUGCAAAACAUGAAGGCUUCUUAUCCUAGAACUGGAGUCCCAACAAGGCCUGUAGGCCAUUGCUUUGAAUGUAUAGGCUGCUGCUGAAGAAUGUGUGGUCGCACAGCUGUUUCUCUAGGAGCAGAUCGUAUCCGUCGUGCCUGUGCAUACUGUGAUACCCAAGGGAGGAGAAGACACCCUGAAUGGAAAAAUGCUGACCAGUACAGCCCAUCUUACAAUAAGAGCCCACAGUCUAACAACCCUGUGCUCCUCUCCCGAAAGCACAUUGAAAAGGAUGCCAGCUCUUCCGAGCGUAUGCUUAUGGCCAUGCGUUGGGGGCUGGUUCCAGCCUGGUUCAAGGAAUCUGACCCAUCUAAAAUGCAGUACAACACUGCCAAUUGCCGUAGUGAUACCAUGAUGGAGAAACUCUCGUACAAGGGACCCCUUGUAAAAGGCAAACGCUGUGUGGUGCUGGCUGACGGUUAUUAUGAGUGGCAACAACGUAAUGGACAGAAGCAACCCUAUUUCAUUUAUUUUCCCCAGAAUGAUCAAGAAACGUUCAGUAAACCUGAUGUGAAGGAUGAGGAUGAGGAUUUGAAGGAGAGCAGGAGGCUACUCACCAUGGCUGGCAUUUUCGAUUGCUGGGAGCCUCUUAAUGGAGGAGAAGCACUGUACAGCUACACCAUCAUCACAGUAAAUGCUUCUAAUGCUGUAAGCGCUAUUCAUAACAGGAUGCCAGCUAUCCUAGAUGGGGAUGACGCAGUUAGAAAAUGGUUAGACUUUGCUGAAAUACCCUCACAAGAAGCACUUAAGCUUAUAUAUCCCAUAGAAAACCUUGCAUUCCAUCCAGUUGCAACCAUAGUGAACAAUUCCCGAAACAAUACACCAGAAUGCAUUGUACCCAUUGAACUGGACCUGAAGAAGGAGACCAAAGUUAGUGCAAGCAGCAAAAUUAUGUUGAACUGGUUAAAAAACAAAUCUCCCAAGAAAGAAGAGGAGAAAGAAGAUGACAUACCAAGAUGGUCCAGUCAAUUCAUCCAAACAGCACCAUCUAAGAGGUCCAGUACAAGCCUCAUGCAUCAGUGGCUCAAGAAGGAAGAUGGAGCAACUUCUGCAAAGCAGUCCAAAAUUCUGUGAUUUAUUUGUCCUUUCACUGUAUUCAGGAACAAAUUAAGAGGCCUAACGAAUAUUAGACAUAUUCUUAUUCCAUCAGACAUUUAAAUCCAGCUGUUUCAAAUGUGUGGUGUCAGAUUUCAAUUAUUUUGACUUUUCGUUGAUGCCACUCAGGUCAGCCUUGACAUCUAGCAUUUUCUUUCUGGCACAGAUGGGAGUGUGGAUUUUAUUUGCAGCACUGACAUUCUCUUGCCAACCUUGAGAAAGCAGCUGUACUCCAAAUAUGUAGGAAAAUAAAUAAAAUAAAACAAAAUAGGAAAUGAAAAAUCCAAGUUAAAUUUGCCUCUCCUCUCAGGAGAGAAUCAAGGAUUCCGUUUGGCAUGUAUUUUGGCCUAGUGUUUACCUGAUUCACUUUUUGGGUUGAUUACCCUUAACUUUUCUAUAAAUAAAGUAGUCCACUGUUGACAACAGAGUUCUGUGGCUGUAAUAGGAAGAUAACUAUCUGUGUUUUUAAAUCAGUUCAUAUAAUAUAUUUGUCUGUUUUGUAAGGCAAGAGAGAAUCUCUUUCAAGAACAGUUUAAGUUUGAGCAAUAUUGAUAGGAGAAACACUCCCAUCAAUGGGAGUGAUGUUGUAUUCUAACUAGCUGCUCAAACCUAUGAUGAGAAAGAAAAUGAGUGGUAAAACUUUACUGUGCUUGCAGCGUAGGAAGACGUUGGGCCAAAACAGACCGGCAGUAAGCACUGGCUUGGGCGCAGCAUGGGGGCGUGGCAUUCAUUCAGCGCACGUGCAGCUUCAUGGCAUUUAUCAGUGCAGUUGUUUACAAGCAUCGCACUGCAGAAAUGCUGAAAAGCUACCACCAUGGCAGAAAGGGCAGCUUUAUUCCACCCCAAAUAAAAGCAAACUUUUUCCGCUCCUAUUUGAGGCAGAAGCUGACUGGAUUGGGCUGCAGCAUGCAGUUGCUGUGACCCCAAUCCUGAUCUCUCAGGGGCUGCAUCACACAACCCCUUCGGGGCCAUCUGUUUUGCCCCUAAGAGAGUCAUCAGACCUAUUCAUAAUGGGUUUAUGACUGCUAUACUUCACUGAAAUAGAAGUUGCAUAUUUUGGCAAUAAGAGGGAGAAUGUCUUUCAGGUUGUUAAUUUUAUUAUUAGCAUAUAUGAAGAAGGAUAAAGAGAGAUGACUGCACUUCAUUUAUUUUGUAGCCUCCUUGUCAAAUGAGUCUGAAAAUAAAUUACAAAUGUUUGAGAUUCUUAAUUCUACAAAUAAGUCAAUUUUUUCCUGUAGGCUAUGGCUCUGUAAUUCUGCUUUGUUGAAAAAUAUUUGUCCUACUAAAAGCUAAACUACCAGAAAUGAAAAAAAUAUUAUUUUUAGUCUUACUUUCUUAAUAAGCAGGAAGAGACAUUAUCAAACCUCUGACAACUUGAGUUGAGAUUUUAGCAACUACCAAGAGAACAUUAAUUAAAAUAAUGGUUGUACAAAAUAAAAGCAUUUAGCUGGG
Messenger RNA from Sceloporus undulatus (fence lizard), 2942 nucleotides. It is a transcript of the gene HMCES, whose product is annotated as 5-hydroxymethylcytosine binding, ES cell specific. Gene Ontology annotation, molecular function: single-stranded DNA binding. Gene Ontology annotation, biological process: DNA damage response. The transcript has 8 exons. NCBI's taxonomy places the organism in Eukaryota, Metazoa, Chordata, Lepidosauria, Squamata, Phrynosomatidae. The record is from RefSeq and is a predicted model, not a curated record. The coding region runs from base 444 to 1469 and encodes 341 amino acids.